UCUGUUGUUUGCGAGACUCCGCCCCCUUUUGUUUGGUUCAGGGCGUCAACACAUCCUUCAACACAAUGUCCAUCAAUUUGGCCGCUGGUCUGGUCCUAUGUUUUGCAUUAUUCGGUUGUUUUGCAGGUGUCCGUCCCGAAGAGCGUCCGGCCACUAAUGAACCUCAAUUCGUGUCUCAAGGCGGUCAACGCGUGGUUCGCGAGGGAGAAGACGUCGAACUGUUUUGUGAAGUUCACGAUUUGGGAGAAUUUGUGAUUCUCUGGAAAUUCAAUCGAUCGCACGUUCUUUUCGCUGGAAAUCUUCGUAUUCAUAGAGAUGACCGCAUUUCCAGAGAUGACGUCAAGGGAUCUCUUGUCAUUCGCGCAUUUAGACCCGAAAAUGCCGGAGAAUACAGUUGUCAAGUGUCGACAAAUCCUCCGCAAGAAAUCGUUUACAACGUCGUUGUCGUCGGACCGCCGCACAUCCGUCCGUUUCCUUCGAGUCCUGAUCUCGUUCUACACGUCGGUCAACCCGUUCACCUCAAGUGCGAAGCCGAAGCCGAUACCAUUGAAUGGAGAAAAUCCAAAUCUUCGGUGACAAUCGGUUCCGGACCCGAACUCAUGAUCUCGAAGACCACUCGAAUGGAUGACGACGUCUACGAGUGUUCGGCAGUCAAUGCAAUCGGUCAAACUCAUCACGAAUUUCGUGUUCGUCUUCUCCAUAAACCCGAAGUUCGUGCCGAUCCUGACCUGAUUCAUGCGCCGGUUGGUCACUCGGUAGACGUGAUAUGUGCGGUUGACGCCGAACCGGCCGCCGACAUUCAAUGGCGUCGGGGAUUAACGCGUUUAACGCCUUCCGACGAUUUCCGUUUCCGUCGAGUAAACGCUUCCGCCGUCCUGACCAUUCGCAACGUCACCAAUCAAUUGUACGACAACUACACGUGUUCAGCCAAUAACUCAAUUGGAACCAAUGAAGCCGUCGUUCAAGUGACUGGACGUCCGGGACGACCGCAAUUCACGUCAGCGCCGUUGGCCGGCGGUCUCGAAGAAUAUUCGGUUGAAUGGCGCGUUCGAUCUCAAUCUCCAAUCACAGCCUAUGACUUGCGAUUCCGAAGAUUGGAUUCGACGCAAUGGACGGCUGUUUCCGUUCAACCCGACGCCUCUAACGCCGAUCACGUGCACAUUCAACGAUUCGUUUUGCGGAAUUUGGACAAAGAUGGCAACUAUGAAGUAUCAGUUGUGGCUCACAAUCAGUUCGGAUCAACCAAAUCCAAUGUCUUCGCUUUCGUCACGUCUUCAGCCUCUCAAGCGUCUGUUGCUAUGGCGGCGGUUUUGGUCACGUGUUUUCGGGUGUUUUUAUGUAAAUAAAAUGGACGCAAAUUCAGGCCAAAGAAGAGCCGGAAAUGACGUCAAAGAUCUGAACUGAA
This is a messenger RNA of Oppia nitens, 1405 nucleotides long. RefSeq names its product limbic system-associated membrane protein-like. The transcript is spliced from 11 exons. Gene Ontology annotation, molecular function: protein binding. The record is from RefSeq and is a predicted model, not a curated record. The coding region runs from base 66 to 1346 and encodes 426 amino acids. Lineage: Eukaryota; Metazoa; Arthropoda; Arachnida; Sarcoptiformes; Oppiidae. Gene Ontology annotation, cellular component: neuron projection.